ACAUGCCAUCCCUACCUAUUAUUGCUUGCUACGCAGCACCCAAUUAUUGCCUACUCCUUUCCUCUUCCUCCAUCCGCUCACUUCUCCGUCUCCACUCUCCCAGCAGCACGCAUGACAAACACCAACGAGAGAGACGAGCAUCAUAGCUAGCAGAGGGCAUCGAUCCAUCCAUGGAGGUCGUGGUGAGCGCCUCCCAUGGCGUGAUGGGUCCCCUGCUGGGGAAGCUUGCCGACUUGCUCGCCGGCAAGUACGGCCGCAUACGAGGGGUCCGCGGUGAGAUCCUUUCCCUCCAAGCUGAGCUGACCAGCAUGCAUGCCGCGCUCAAAAACUACACCAUGCUAGAAGACCUUGAUGUCCAGGUGAAGGCGUGGAUAUCGCUGCUCAGGGAGUUGGCCUAUGAUACCGAGGAUUGCAUCGACAAGUUCAUCCGUCGCCUCGGCAAACGCAGGCGUCGGGGAGGCUUCAAGGAGCUCCUCCGUGAAACCACUCGCUUCCUCAAAUCGCUCGAUUCUCGCUCUGGAAUUGCCGACCAGAUCGACGAGCUCAAGGCCCGCAUCAAGCAUGUCAAAGAGCUCAAGGAUUGUUACAAGCUGAGUGAGAUUCCGUGCAGCAAGACCGAGCAUGCGGCCGUGGAUCCUCGGCUGUGUGCUCUGUUUGCCGAGGAGGCACACCUUGUGGGUGUGGAGGGUCCAAGAGAUGAUCUUGUCAAGUGGAUGUUGAAAGAAGAAACAAACAACUCCACCAAGGAUCGUAAGGUGUUGUCAAUUGUUGGAUUUGGUGGAUUAGGAAAGACAACACUCGCAAAUGAGGUCUAUCGCAAGAUUCAUGGGAAUUUCGAUUGUCAGGCUUUUGUAUCGGUCUCACAAAAGCCAUAUAUAAAGAAUAUUAUAAAGGAUGUAAUCUCUCAAGUGCCAUGCCAAGAUGGAUCCACAAAAGACACAAGUGAUUGGGAUGAAAAGAAGUCCAUUGCGAAGCUAAGAGAACUGCUUCAAGAUAAAAGGUAUCUUGUCAUAGUGGAUGAUAUAUGGUCUACUCAAGCAUGGAACAAUAUCAAGUGUGCUUUUCCAUACAAUAAUUGUUCUAGCAGAAUUAUAACUACUACACGCAUUAUUGAUGUGGCAAAAUCAUGUUGUCCUGGUAGUGAUGACCGUGUAUAUGAAAUGGCAGCCCUAAGUGAUCUUCACUCCAAAAGAUUGUUUCUCAAAAGAAUUUUCGGCUCUGAGGACCACUGCCCUGAUAUGCUGAAAGAAAGUUCAAAUGAAAUCCUGAAAAAAUGUGGAGGCCUACCACUGGCAAUUGUUAGUAUAUCUAGUUUGUUAGCAAAUAGACCAGCUGUCAAGGAGGAGUGGGAGAAGAUUAGAAGAUCAAUUGGUUCUGCACUGGAAAAUAACCAGAGUUUGGAGGGAAUGAGUAAGAUACUAUUACUUAGCUACAAUGAUCUUCCACCUAAUCUCAAGACAUGUUUAUUGUAUUUAAGUGUAUUCCCCGAGGAUUAUGUGAUUGAUCGAGAGAGGUUAGUGAGGCGGUGGAUAGCGGAAGGAUUUAUCUCUGAAGAGCGUGGACAAAGCCAGCAAGAAGUCGCUGAGAGAUACUUCUAUGAGCUUGUCAACAAAAGCAUGGUACAGCCUGAGGACAUCGGCUAUGAUGGCAAGGCUCGUGCUUGCCGAGUCCAUGACAUGAUGCUAGAAAUUAUUAUUUCAAAAUCAAAUGAACAUAAUUUCAUCAUUGUGAUAGGUGGUGGCCAAACAAGUUUAGCAAAUCGUCAAGGUUUUAUUCGGCGACUAUCAAUCCAGCACAUUGAUCAUGAGCUUGCACAUUUACUCGCACAAGAAGAUCUAAGCCAUGUUCGAUCUCUGACAGUAACAUGUUCAGCUUGCAUCAAACACUUGCCUAGUCUUGCUAAAUUUGAAGCUCUACGUGUACUGGAUUUUGCAGGUUGUGAGGGUUUGGAAAAGUAUGAUAUGAAAAGUAUUGGCAAAUUGUUCCAUCUAAAGUACCUAAACUUUCCAGCCACGAGAAUUCCAAAGCUACCGUCAGGGAUCGUGUUGCUACGUGACCUAGAGACACUACAUUUUGGAGCUACACCAGUGGAAGAGUUGCCCACUGGAUUCGCUCAGCUGACCAAACUACAACACUUAAUUGGUGGAGGUUGGACAAUUAUACCAAAGAAGAUUGGAAAUAUGAGGAACUUACGGGAGAUAUCAGGCUUUAGUGUUACCAAGAGUCCAGCAGAUGUGGUGGAGGAUCUUGGGAACCUGCCAGGUUUGGAGGAAAUUGAUAUAUAUCUCAAUGGUGGAGAAUCUGACGAGUUCAGGAGGCAUGAAGAAAUGUUACUUUCCUCACUGUGCAAGCUUGGUAGCUGCAAGCUCCGGUCUUUAAGGAUAAGAGGGAACGAUGGUUCCCUCGAAUUCUUAGGGUCUUGGUCCCCAUUGCCAUUUACCCUUCAAGAAUUUCAUAUGGUCGGUGACUACUAUUUCACGAAAGUUCCAGAGUGGAUUGCUCCAGCACUCACCAGCCUUUCUUUCCUAGACAUCAAUUUAGCUGAAUUGACAGAGGAGGGUCUGGUCACUCUUGGAGAGCUCCCAGCUUUACUUCACCUUGUACUGUGGUUUAGAAAAAUACCUGAUGAUAGGGUUAUAGUCCGAGGAUUCCCAAGUCUGAAGCAGUUUACCAUCUAUAGUAAUGAUGCGUCAGCAUACGUCACAUUUGUCAAAGGGUCCAUGCCCAAGCUUAAGAAGCUUGAUUUUCUUAUCAAUGUAUCAAUGGCAAAAACAUAUGGCUUCUAUUUAGGCAUUGAGCAUCUCACAUGUCUUAAACAAGCAACGGCAAGGCUUGACAAUAAGGGCGCUACACCUUCCGAGAGAAAGGCUGCAGAGGCUGUGAUCAGGGUUGAAGCAGGUGCCCAUCCAAACCAUCCCGCAGUUACUAUUUGUGAGGAAUACCAGUGUUCUGAAGAGGACAGUGAAGACAUUUGUGGUGACGAGAAAAAGAGCAAGGAAGAUGGUGGCACUGAUGAGAAUUAAGAUGCUCAUCUUCCGAGUGGAACGAUCCUCAUCACCAACUGCAAGAGGAUGAUGUGCGGUUGGCUGGGUUACUUGGAGAUUUGGAGUGCCAUACUAAAGGAAGGCCUGGAAAUAAGAAGCUGUAGCAGGGUGAUGGUCACAUUCAGAAAGACGGCGAUAGUGGUCUGGUUGCUAAUUGCUACGUUGAAUUCCUAUUGUUCACUUUUCAUAAUUAUUAGGGCACAACCUCUCUGUCUUGGCAUUUCUGUUGAAUACUCUUCUAGAUAGAGAUAUAAUAUUGAUUCUGGCUUUGCUCGCUCGAGAAUUAAGCUAUAUAUGUUUGCAUUUGGGACCCCUGCGGCAAAAUGACGCGUUUGAUUGCCUUUCUUGCUUACCUUCUGCGAUUAUGACUCAAGAGUCAAGACUGUAUUUUUGCUUAAAAACUUGUGUUUUGUUUCAGGUAGUUCACUAUUGUAAUGUCGAUUUGAAUUCUGAAUUAUUUCUGCUGAAUACUUUGUGAUGAUGGAAAUGUAAUAUUGAUUCUCUCUU
Triticum urartu is the source of this 3551-nucleotide messenger RNA. RefSeq names its product disease resistance protein Pik-2. Gene Ontology annotation, biological process: defense response to other organism. Lineage: Eukaryota; Viridiplantae; Streptophyta; Magnoliopsida; Poales; Poaceae. The record is from RefSeq and is a predicted model, not a curated record. Gene Ontology annotation, molecular function: ADP binding.